Molecule: messenger RNA, 516 nt
Organism: Octopus sinensis (East Asian common octopus)
Lineage: Eukaryota; Metazoa; Mollusca; Cephalopoda; Octopoda; Octopodidae
Exons: 1
Coding region: 1-516 (171 amino acids)
Molecular function (GO): nucleic acid binding
Source: RefSeq, a predicted model, not a curated record
AUGAACCACACAGCAGCCUACCACCCACAGGCCAACGGAUUAGUGGAGAGAUUUUACUGCCGCCUGAAGGAAUCCUUGACAACCAGACUUAAUGGGCCAAAUUCUAUUGACCAACUCCCAUGGGUGAUGAUGGGAAUCCGCACCGCCCCAAAAGAAAAUCUCAACACUUCUUCCGCGGAAAUGGUGUACGGUACCUCUCUUACAGUGCCAGGAGAGUUCCUUCCGAAUACGAAGUCAGACCCGGAUGUCAAAAGGUACCUCGCUCAACUGAGAAACAGCGUGGGCCAGUUGCGCUCUGUUCCCAUGUCAACACACGGUACACCCAGGUCAUCCAUACCAGAUGACCUCCGCACGGCUAACUUUGUGUUCGUUCGACGUGACACACGACGAAAAUCCCUCCAGUCACCCUACGAUGGUCCAUAUCAAGUCAUAAAUCCGAGAGUUAAAACAUUCCAACUCCUAAUUGGCGGACAACAACACAUAGUCUCCAUCGAUAGACUGAAACCGGAUUCAUGA